GGGACUUGACGGAGUCGUAGGCGGGACGUGUGGAUUCUGGGGAAGUUGAUUUCCCCCCCUUAGCUGACGAUGGCAGAUUUGGCCGAGAAGAAAGAAAACAUGAAGAACUAUCACAUAGCGUCGGAGAAUAUUAACCCGCUGGCUGCUCGCUUCCCGCACUGUAUCGUGUGGACGCCCAUCCCCGUGUUGUCAUGGUUGUUUCCAUUUAUUGGGCACAUGGGCAUCUGCACUUCCUCCGGAGUCAUCCGCGACUUUGCCGGACCCUAUUUUGUCUCCGAGGACAACAUGGCUUUCGGGAAACCAACCAAGUACUGGAUGCUGGACGUGAGCAAAGUUUACGCCGGUGGCUUGAGCGCCUGGGACAUGGCCGUGCACGACGCUUCGGAGGAGUACAAGCACAGGAUGCACAACCUGUGUUGCGACAACUGCCACUCGCACGUGGCCAUGGCUCUCAACCUGAUGCGCUACGACAACAGCGCGUCGUGGAACAUGGUCAAGCUCUGCCUCCUGGUUCUCCUGCACGGAAAGCACGUCAGCUGCGCCGGGUUCCUGAAGACGUGGCUGCCCUUCCUCAUGCUGCUGGGCGUCAUCGUGACGGUGGUGCUCGCCAUCAACCUCCGGUGACCGCCCCCAGGGAAUGUUGGGGAACAACGCGAGGUCUCCCCCUCCCCCGUCAAAAAGACUGAAAAAACCUUUUCCCCACCGUUGCGGUGCCUUGCGGUAACCAGGAGCCGGCGGGUUGUGGAAUGCGAAGACCUGUGGUCCGCUGACAAAAGCUGGCGGUCGGUGGUGGGGGGGGGGGGCGCUAUCAAUAUACGCUUAGGCCCGUCCGCAGCCUUCCAAACUCUCUGAUCUCGAGAGCGGAACCGUAGACUAGCUCCAUGCAGAAAAACCCCUGCCAGGUACUGUCUGGACAAGAAUGUAUUUGUGAACAUGUAUAAACUAAUAAAGAUGUUUAUCAUUGUUGUAAAAA
This is a messenger RNA of Phyllopteryx taeniolatus (common seadragon), 973 nucleotides long. RefSeq names its product transmembrane protein 222b (gene tmem222b). The transcript is spliced from 7 exons. NCBI's taxonomy places the organism in Eukaryota, Metazoa, Chordata, Actinopteri, Syngnathiformes, Syngnathidae. The record is from RefSeq and is a predicted model, not a curated record. Bases 70 to 624 code for a protein of 184 amino acids.